Trichobilharzia szidati is the source of this 2904-nucleotide messenger RNA. The record is from the annotation of a GenBank genome assembly. Lineage: Eukaryota; Metazoa; Platyhelminthes; Trematoda; Strigeidida; Schistosomatidae.
CUAAAGUAUGCUGCAUGUACGCGCAUCAGUGUGAAACUACGGUACUACGAAUGCUUUGGAUGAAAUUUGUAUUACACCUGUUAAGUGGAUGCUUGAACAAAUGGAAACGGAGUAGGAAUACGAACUAUGCAACUGAAACCUAUUUUGAUACAUAUUUUAAUUUUUUUAAAGAUUCAUUAAGCUUUUUACGACUGUUAUAGUGAGAAGUUCCAAAAAUUCAGUGAAGCAUCUAUUGGAACAUAUAACAUAAAUAAAAAGUUCUCAUGCUUUAUUCAAAAUUAGGAUAUGUUUCUGUCAGUAGAUUGCGGGCAGCUUUAAGAUUCUAGUGUCUGUUAUGUUGUCUGUCAUUUUAGUUUUGUACAUUAUAUUGCAAAAUGUCAGCAGCAUACCAUAUGAUGAGAUAAAAAAUGUUGUCUCCCUCGAUCCUGAAAUAUUUGAUGAAAGAACUUCAAAUGGAAGCUGGCUUAUUAUAUUUUACCGAAAAUCCUGUGGACACUGCAUACAGUACUCUCAAACCUUUCUAGAACUUACAAAAUCUAUUGAAAGUAUCGUCUUAAAAACUUCAUAAACCAAAGAAACAUUAAUAACUCUUAGAUUGGAGAUGGGUUCUUAAUCUGGGCAGUGUUGAUUGUGAAAAUGAAAAAAAUAUGGUUUUAUGUGAACGGUUCGAUAUAGAAAUGGUUCCCACUCUUCAGUUUCUUUCCUCAAAAGAAGGCCAACAAAUAUCAGAAAAAAUUGUAGCCUACAUGGAAAUAGAUGAUUUAAGGCACAUAAUUGCUUCCAAGUUACUUAAUGUCUCUACUCUACAGCUUACAAGAGAGUUGGCUGUUAACGACCCUUUUAUAGUUACAAGUAAUAGCGCAGUAACUAACGCACUGAUAACACUGGAUUAUAGUUUGCCUUUGAAGCGACGGUUCACCAGCAUCACGAAGGAAGAAGCGACGGAUAUUGAGAUCAAAAGUUCUCUAAAGAAAUCGGUAGUUGUCAGAGGUACUGGAGAAGAAGUUAGAAAAGUACUUGACCGAAUGUCGAAUAUAUUACCAAGUUUGGAGGAGGUUCCCGAACCAGAUGUGGUUAAAAUUAAUGAAUUUCCUACCAAAUAUUUGCCAGUUUAUGGAGCUGAUAUUUAUAGAUCGUUAAGUAUGUUGUUACAAUCAGAUGUUAGUGCACGUGGUGUUAUACAAGGAACAUCCUUGGCAGCGCUUAAACAAUUUCUUCAGACGCUACAUGAAUUACUUCCAACUUCAGAAGAAUACAAAGUAUACCUAUCAAAAGUAUCUGCUUGGUUAAAUACUAAAACAAGUAUAACAGGUCAAGAAUGGCGUGAAUUUCUUAAAGAAAUUAAUUUCCCAAUGUAUACAGGACCAUUUAUUGGUUGUCGUGGCAGUAAGCCUCAUUUCCGAGGAUAUCCGUGUGGUUUGUGGACUUUAUUCCAUGCAUUGACUGUGCAACAGUAUUUAUUGUCAACUACUAAAUCAGAGCCUCAAGUGGAUACAGUAGCACACGCUUUAAAUCGUUUUGUUCCACAAUUCUUCUCCUGUACCUACUGUGCAUUUCAUUUUGCACAGAAUACAGCCAAUAUAGUAAAACCAGGUGAAUCAAUAUUACCACAGGAUCGUCCUACUCCUUCUCCAGAAGAAUUUACUUUCGAUGAAACAAUCAUUCCUACUUUACCGAAAGCUCCAAUCACUCCAAGGGAUAGUGUGCUAUGGUUGUCUCUUGUACAUAAUCGUGUGAAUAAACGUUUAGCUGGCCAAUUGUCUGAAGAUCCAAGUGCACCUAAAGUUCAAUUUCCCUCUGUUGAUAUAUGUCCUAAAUGUUGGGCUCCAAAUUCUAAAGGUGAAUUACAACUGGGGAAAAAUCCACAAACAGAAGAAGCCUAUUUCCAGUUUCUUGUUGAACGUUAUGAGAAAUCAUCAUGGAAUUAUGACCAAUUACCUGUAAUGUUUAUUUCAAAUGAUUUAUUCAAUUCCAUGGUGAACUAUCCCAGUAAUUGCGUAAAGUAACACUGUUUUUAGUUUACACUAACCUAAUUAACUUCUGAUAAAUGCCAGCCCCCCUUACCCACCUUCCAUAUUGGUAUCUUGCAAGCGCACAUUGAAUGUUUUCUCAAGCAAAAAAAAUACACGUUAACAAUGAGUAUUCAAUAAUCUUGAGGAACGAGGGUUUUGCUUUUUUUGCCUUCAGUGAAGAGUUUUCUUCACAUCUAUUUCUGCGUGUUAUUUUAUACUUAAUUUUAUUUAAUAUGCCUUAAUAGUUUGUUUUUUUUUGGUUUUACGAUUUGUUCACAUCUGUUAUCCAGUAUUUUCACUACAGAUUGUUGUUUUCUUACAGAGUUCAGCACACACACAAGACACAACAUUUGCUUAUGUUUUUUAAAAUUAUUUUUGUAAUUCUUACUUAUUUUUUAUUAUUUUGUAACUGUUACAAUAUAUGUGGACAGUAUAUUUGAAUGGUAGUCGGUAAUUGGUUUUCAGAUUGUUACUACUUCAUGAUACACAAUAUCACUGAAUUCAGUUCGUUCAUGCUGUUAUCCCUGACUACUAUGACUGCAUGCUGAAGAAUUAUUAUUACUGUUAUUCCCUUAGGUUUCGAGUGGGACAUAGGACUUCUACAGCACUUCUCCAUUUUAUUCUGUCCUCUGAAAUCCUCUUCAUGCGGCUCCACAAUUGCCCAUAAGCCUUUGCGGCCUUUCCACAUGAUCUACUCCAUGUCACUCUCGGAACUAUACCCAGUUUGGCGUUUCCCAUUCGGGUCUCACUUGAGUGAUGGCCUGGCGUACUAUGUCCUCCAACGGUCUCCUCAGUGUGUGUCCAAUCCAUCUUCAUUUUCUUCGUGAUAUUUAUUGAUCAGUAGAUUCUUGAUUGUUUUGUCCCCAGAGGUCAUUGUUGCUAAUUCUUUCUA